AUGAAACAGGAGCUGGUACCUGCAUUGAUGGACAUCGACGCGCGAAUCGCUGUCAAGGACGGUCACGUGGAGAAGAAGCCGCACGGUCAUGGCGAUGUGCAUGCGCUGCUCCACCAGCAUGGCUUGCCCGCCAAGUGGGCCAAAGAAGGCAGAGAGUGGCUUCUGCUGUUUCAAGACACGAACCCACUGCCCUUCCGCAGCCUUUGCGCGAUUUUGGGCGUUUCUGUUAGCCGCGGCUUCGCGAUGAACUCCGUCGCCGUUCCGCGCUUGCCUGGCGAAGCAGUGGGCGGCAUUUGUCAGCUGAGCUAUGGCGCAGAUGUCAACCCAGACCAAGUUUAUCAACAGCAGGAGCAGUUCAUCAGGAAAGGCGCCUCGGGUGAUGACCUGACCAUCAACGUCGAAUACAACCAGCUGGAUCCACUUUUGAAGGACACUCCGGCUGGUGGGGAUGUGGCAGACGCGAGCGGCUUCUCCCCCUACCCCGGCAACAUCAAUGUCCUAGUUUUCCACGUUGGCACAAUGGCGCAGCGGCUCGCCACGACCGGUGGAAUCGUUCCGGAGUUCGUGAACCCAAAGUGGGCAGAUGCCGAGAAGAGCAAGUUUAAGUCACCGACGCGCCUCGAGUGCAUGAUGCAGGACUUCCCUCGGCUUUGCACAAAGGCUCGCUGCGGGAAGACUUGGAUGUGGAAGGUACACGCACUUGCUGUGAACCCUGCGUGUCACUCCGUAUGGCUGUAA
Messenger RNA from Symbiodinium sp. CCMP2456, 738 nucleotides. Lineage: Eukaryota; Dinophyceae; Suessiales; Symbiodiniaceae. The record is from the annotation of a GenBank genome assembly.